Messenger RNA from Branchiostoma floridae (Florida lancelet), 3197 nucleotides. RefSeq names its product voltage-dependent calcium channel subunit alpha-2/delta-2-like. The record is from RefSeq and is a predicted model, not a curated record. Gene Ontology annotation, cellular component: voltage-gated calcium channel complex. Gene Ontology annotation, molecular function: voltage-gated calcium channel activity. Lineage: Eukaryota; Metazoa; Chordata; Leptocardii; Amphioxiformes; Branchiostomatidae.
CCCUCAAAUGGCGGGUAAUCAAAAUUCAGGAAAGCGUGACAAAUGUUGCCAAACCGGUUCUUCAGUCGUCUGCACUAACUAUGCGCCGUACACUGGGCAAAAAAUGGCGCCGUGUGGCAGAUUAGCAGGCUGGGCUUUACUGGCGCUGACAGCCGCGGUGAUUCUGAGCGAGGCGGCCGCCAAACGACCCUUCCCACAGCUCCGAGAUGUCCGAGAGUGGGCCAGAGUACUUGCCACGGACUUGAAGGCGAUGGUGGACACUGCCAAGUUCGACGAGCUUUCAACUGCCUAUGCUAAUGAAGUACAAGCAGGAAGACUGAGUCUCCAGACCAUCAACGGUACCCAGCUGAUUGAGACAUCCACCAAUAAGAUGGCCAGCUCUAUAGCUGUCCGCACCAAGGCUCUCAAGAGUCUGUCUGAAGCGGCAGAAGCUGCAGUUGCCAACCACAACUACAACCAGAGCAUCAAGGUUGCAGAUGUACCGUACUACAGUGCCAUGGACGGCAUCCCUGAACACAGGCUGCCUGGGCUGGCUGAUGACAAGUGGCUGGGGGGACAGACUAACCGCACAAACAGCUCUAUACACAUCCCUGUCAACAUCUAUGAACAAGAUGCACACGUGCUGAACGUGAUUGCCUGGUCCUCCCACCUGGACUCAGUGUUUAUAGACAACUGGCAGCAGAACCAGGAGACUCUGCCCUGGCAGGCCUUCGCCAGCCAGACUGGAGUGUUCCGCAUGUACCCCGCCAGACCCAUGCAGCCUCACAGAUUCGGCAGCAUGUCAUUCACUGCUGACAGAAGACAGUUCGCCAGCUAUGACCCACGUAUCUCGCAGUGGUACCAACAGACCAUCAGUUCCCCAAAGGACAUGCUCAUCCUUCUAGACACGAGUGGGAGUGUAGAAGGGCGCUCACUCAGCCUGAUGAAGCACACCACCUGGUUCCUCCUGGACAGGCUGACUGAGGACGAUUACGUGGCCACCGGAUACUUCAAUGCCUAUGCCCAGGCUGUCAGCUGUCUGAGCAGUUUUGUGCAGGCAACCACUCACAACAAGGAGGUGAUCCACAAGUCCCUGGACAACCUGGAGGCAGCUGACCAGGCCAACUACUACGCAGGCCUGGAGUAUGCCUUCAAGAUCUUCAACAACUUUGAAAUGGAGGAUCGGUUUGAGAACCAAGGGGCAGAAUGCAACAAGGUCAUCGUCCUGGUAACGGAGAAUGCUGAGCUGUACCCUGAGGCUGUGUUCCGCAAGUACAACCCAGACAGAAAUAUCCGUGUGUUUGUCAUCGUUGUGGGAGAACCUAUCCAUGACUGGAGCGUGCUGCAAAAAAUGGCAUGUGACAACAGAGGGUACUUCUCAACUGUCAGGAGCGACGGUGCAGCCAGGGAGGCAUCAGGGGACUUUGGCCAGGUCUUGAGUCGACCAGUCGCCCUGGAGAAUUCUAAAGAGGUCACCUUCUCCAAGAUCUUCAUGAGUGAAAAAGGCGACGACUUUGAGGUGUACGUCAGCUACCCAGUCAUCAACACUACCAUGGAUAAUCCGCCCUAUAUUGCAAAUGACGGCUCAUGUAAACUUGAUGAUAGUGCUUGUGCUAACCAGGCAGUGCUCGGAGUUGUGUCUGUGCCAUGGCCUGUGAAAGAAAUGAGGAAGUCACUUCCAUUGAGAGAGCUUGGCCAUGGAGGUUAUGCCUUCAUCAUCAACAACAAUGGCUUUGUUGUUCUACAUCCUCAUCUCACACCUGAAGAUGCCUUCUAUUCCAAGCCCCCCACCAUCGACCUUCUGGACAUUGAGUUCACGAACCCAGACAAGGAGGCCAUGAGGAACAAGAUGGUGAAACUGGAAACUGGCCGGGAUGUCAUCAACACUCUCCACAAGACACAUGACCAUAACUACAUUGAUGAGGUUCAGAUGACUUACCACUAUGGACCAGUCAAGGGUACAGGAUUCAGCAUGGGCUUGGGUAUUCCACAGUACCACCCUGGAUCCCUGGAUGUGUCGGGGGUCUCAUACCAGGAAGGGUUCCGGGCCUUUGAAAGCAACUCAGCUGGGAAGUUGGUUCUGACACCACUAUUUUACUGCUCUAAUUACUCGUCCAGUCCACACAACUGUCAGGACAACCUGCGCUGUAAGGUGAGGGAGAAGAUAGCAGAUGCACAUCACCUGGGGCAGAACGCACCUGAACACUGUGAUGAGAAGAUGAUACAGCAUGUGAUGCUUGAUGCUGUCGUCACCGCCAGCCACGCAACCAACCAAUGGCAGAGCCUUGCUCCGCAGUUUCAGAGUCAGGGAAUCGACUCCUUGUUUAUCAGUGGAGCAUCCGGACUGACAAGGGUACUUCAUGAUGGACUGACAAGGAUAUUUCGUGAUCGGGAAACCCCCUUCCACCAUGGAGACAGCUUCACGGCCACCUACUUCACUCGUUCCCUCAGCAACAAGGAUGUGUACAUGUUCCACACCCCACGGGAGGAAGAUAUGGAGCCAUCAGACCCACUGAACAUUGUUGGAGCUAAAGCUGUGAAAGUGCCUGUACAGGGACAGGAUGUUCUACCAGCAGUUGCAGGGGCAAACAUCAACGCAGAUAAAGUCUCUGACAAAAUGAAGGAUAUUUCAGAAAUCAAGGGAUGUCGAACAUACACACCAACAUCCUGUAUGACCUGUGCAGAUAUGGAUGCAGAAUGUUUCCUGUUGGAUGAUGGAGGUUUUGUCAUCGCCACCACUAGAGAUGACAGCCAGGAUGUGAUCGGGACAUUUUUAGGAGACAGGGAUGGUUCCCUGAUGAUGUCACUUCUGCAGCAUGAAGUUUAUGAGAGGGUGGAGUCAUAUGACUUUGCUGCUAAGGUUAGGCUGGUGGACCACCUCCGUGGCCUGGGGUUACCUGAGGUACUAUGUGUAUGGAUCCUUGAUGUCAGCGUGGCUGAGUGUUGCUGGUGCUCAGAACGUCCCCACCCCCACACCGACUACCAUAUACACAGAGGACCCAGAUGAGCUGCGCCAUCACUGUGUAGCCCAGCAGACGCAGUAUCGAUUCUUUGGCGACUUUGCUACGAAUGACGGGUUUAGGCCAUGGUCUGAGUUUGCAGCCGUGCGUCUGCCCGACACCAACCUGCUGUUUGUCAUUGCUGACGAGAACUGUGGGUUAUGCAACACCACCAGACUGGCUCAGAGCCAGUUCUUUGAUAUCCUUUUGAUGAUCUAG